GCCGGUGAAUUAGCAAACAAAGAAAAAGAAAAAAAGAAAGACUCAAUUUUUUUUAACGACGAAUGUGAUUUUGUUUCGCCGGUGUUUUAAAAAGAAGAUGAUGAUCGGAGAAACUCGUCGGACUUAUCCUACUGUUGAGAUACCUCCAUGGCCAGCUUCUGAAGAUUUUACGUCGGCGGAUUUGUUUUCUCCGGCGAUGAACAGUCCGGAUUGUAGCAUGCUUGAAGCUUUGGCGGCGCUACAGCGUUACUUGCCGUCUAAUGAGAUGGAUCCGGAUUCUGACCCGGAUCUAUUGGGUCCGGAUUCGCCUAUCGAUGCUUAUUCUUGCGACCAUUUCCGUAUGUACGAUUUCAAAGUCAGGAGGUGUGCUCGUGGCCGGAGCCACGACUGGACGGAGUGUCCCUACGCUCAUCCCGGUGAAAAAGCUCGCCGGAGAGAUCCGAGGAAGUACCAUUACUCCGGCACGGCUUGUCCUGAUUUUCGCAAAGGCGGUUGCAAGAAAGGGGACUCGUGCGAGUUCGCUCAUGGUGUUUUCGAGUGUUGGCUUCAUCCUGCUCGUUACCGUACUCAGCCGUGUAAAGACGGCGGUGGUUGUCGCCGGAGGGUUUGUUUCUUUGCUCAUUCGCCGGAUCAGCUUAGGUUUUUGCCUAACCGUAGCCCCGAUCGGGUUGAUUCGUUUGACGUUUCGUCUCCGAUUCGUGCUAGAGCGUUUCAGCUCUCGAUCUCUCCUGGCUCUGGCUCGCCGCCGAUGAGUCCAAGAGCUGACUCGGAGUCUUCUCCGAUGGCUCAGUCACUGAGUCGUUCACUCGGGUCUUGUUCUAUAAACGACGUCGUCCCUUCGUUUAGGAACUUACAGUUCAAUAAGGUGAAGUCGUUUCCUCACAACAAUCCAUUAUUCGGAUUCGGGUCGCCCCGUGGAUCUAUCUUGGGUCCUGGGUUUCAGUCUCUGCCCACUACUCCGACCCGACCCGGAAAUCUGGAUAUUUGGGAGUACGGGUUAGAGGAAGAGCCUGUAAUGGAGCGGGUCGUCGAGUCGGGUCGUGAGCUACGAGAAAAGAUGCGCGAGAAACUACACAAGGAGAAUUGCAUGGAUCGGGUUGACACGGAUCCGGAUCAGAGUUUGGGCGAUUCUCCUGAUGUCGGGUGGGUAUCUGACCUGCUGAUGUAGAGGAUGAUAAAACCCGACCCGUAACCCGGAACAUCGAAGUCUCAUUGAUGGAUGAUAAAGUCAGUAUCGGUUUUUUUGGGAUAUCUUCCGAGGAAAAGAGGACGAGAUCUUAAUUAGUGUGUUCAUAUUAUUUUUAUUUUACUAAUCUUCGUAUUAUCUGCUAAUAAUAAUAAUUAAAUAUGGAUUUUUGUGGCCAGAUUUUUCUGAAAAAAUCGUUGUAUAGAUGUGCCUAGGGGUUUGUUUUUUUUAAUUAUGGAACAUUAAUAUAUAUUAUUAUUAUUAUCGUUGUGUUUUAUAUUAAUGUUAAAUGUAAACCACUUGGUACUACUUAUCAAUGAAUGAAUGCAAAUUAUUACUUAUCUA
Molecule: messenger RNA, 1531 nt
Organism: Camelina sativa (false flax)
Lineage: Eukaryota; Viridiplantae; Streptophyta; Magnoliopsida; Brassicales; Brassicaceae
Source: RefSeq, a predicted model, not a curated record